Messenger RNA from Branchiostoma belcheri (Belcher's lancelet), 1331 nucleotides. RefSeq names its product protein gar2-like. The transcript has 5 exons. The record is from RefSeq and is a predicted model, not a curated record. Lineage: Eukaryota; Metazoa; Chordata; Leptocardii; Amphioxiformes; Branchiostomatidae. The coding region runs from base 35 to 1234 and encodes 399 amino acids.
UCAGGUGGCUGCCGACUACUGUGAGGGAAUCGUCAUGGACCAUUACUUUGACAAGGAAGACACGGAAGGGAGCGGGAAGAAGAAGAAAAAGAAGAAAGAAGCUGCUACACCAAAAAAGGAAGAAAAGACAGCAGCAGACAGCAAAGAAGCCAAGCCAGGCACCAGCAGCACAGAGACAAAGACAGCAGCAGAAAGUGAAGAAAUAUUGACUGUCACAGACUCUUCAGAAAGUUCGGAAACAGAUGAAGGCAACACAUCGACAAAAACAACAUCACAGAACACAGACACAACAGAAAAAGCUGUAGACAGCACAGAGAAAAGUACAUGUAAGCCAUCUUCAUCUGAGGAAACAGAAAAGUCCAAACAGUGUCCAGAGCUCAGCAAAAUGUUGACGACAGACAGCAAAAAGGUGACAACAGACAAGUCCGAUUUGUGCCCAGAACUCAGUAAAAUGUUGACAACAGAAACUGAAUCUACCGAAAAAACAGAAGAGAAAGAAGAUAAAGAAGCCGAACAGGACACAAACACCAAGGAAGGCUCUACAGAAAGCAGGGAUGUAGAAAACACUGAAAAGAGGGAUGGUGAAAGCGAGACACCGAGUGUAGAGGAAGAAACUCCAUCUUGUAGUGGUCACAGCAAGGGUAAGGGUAAAGCGAAAUCACCAUCCGACUCAAAGCCCCCAGUAGCCAGCCAUCCCGUCCCUGUGUCCACACGUAGAACCACUGCAGCGGCACUCAUCCAAGCCGGGGACGAUCUGCCAGAGUUCCUCAACCAGUUUCCUGAGUACAAGAACGCCAGGAUGAUCCGCAGUGGGCGGAUCAUGGUCAACGUUGAGGUGGACUGUCUGGGAAGUACAGGGUACGGCUCCGGGUUUCUCAGUGACACCUUCAAGUUAACGGAAGCCGGGAGGAAGAAGCUGGAACUGAUCAAGACUCGUGAGGCUAAAAACACUGUAGCUGUGCGAGAGACUCUGUUCUGUAGCGGGAAGACUAAUUGCCAGAGAGAGUGUGGUGGGAUAGGAGACUGUGUCAGAGGCUGCAACAAAGAUUCCAACCGAGGCCAUCGCUGUUCCUUCCGCGUGAAGCUGCACAUGUACAUGGACAGACUGAACUUCUGGGAAGUAACAGUGGAGGGGGAACAUCUCCCCUCAGCUACAGGCCAGCAGUGGAUCCCCUACAACAAGCACUCACACAUGUACGUCAGGAACGGGGUCUGGUCCACACUGGACCAGUGAUGGCAACGAUUCUUUACUCUCUGCUGGGAAGAUCUUGAAGAGAGCAAAACAAAAUGAUUACGAAGCAAGUUUAGACUUUAAAAACCCAAAUUUUCAA